Sinocyclocheilus rhinocerous is the source of this 1017-nucleotide messenger RNA. Its product is annotated as intraflagellar transport protein 57 homolog. Gene Ontology annotation, biological process: intraciliary transport; non-motile cilium assembly. Gene Ontology annotation, cellular component: microtubule organizing center; Golgi apparatus; intraciliary transport particle B. Lineage: Eukaryota; Metazoa; Chordata; Actinopteri; Cypriniformes; Cyprinidae. The coding region runs from base 1 to 840 and encodes 279 amino acids. The transcript is spliced from 10 exons. The record is from RefSeq and is a predicted model, not a curated record.
AUGAGUAACAAGGGAAAUGACAGCUGGUAUUCUCUCUCUAUCAGGCCUCUCUACCCGUCUGUGGAGGUGGAAGAGGAGUGUGUGCAGGAAGAUGAUGCUGAGCUCACACUCAGUAAAGUGGAGGAAGAAAUGACACAGGAGGAUGAGGAGUAUGAGGAAGAGGAUGGCCUUGAUUUAGACGCGUUGAAGACCAGAACCAAUCAGAGUGAACUCAGUGGAUCGAGGCCUGCGGUGGUUCUGGAGUCAGAUGUUGAUGCCGCUGAGUGGAAUUUGGAGAUGGAGCGAGUUCUUCCACACCUUAAAGUCACCAUUCGAACUGACAACAAGGAUUGGAGGAUUCAUCUUGAUCAAAUGCAUCAACAUCAAGACGGCAUCAACACAUCCUUGCAAGACGCCAAGGGUUGUCUGUUUAAGCUGAGGGAAGACAUCAGUAAAACACUGGAGAAAGUGAGCAGUCGUGAGAAAUAUCUUAACACUCAGCUUGAGCAUCUUAUUUCAGAAUACCGCCAGGCACAAGCACAGCUCAACAAGGUAAAGGAGCUUUAUCAGCAAGCCAGUGGUGGCGUCACAGAGAGAACCAGGAUUCUGGCUGAGAUCAGCGAGGAGCUAGAAAAAGUCAAACAGGAAAUGGAAGAGAAAGGCAGCAGCAUGUCUGAUGGAGCUCCAGUGGUGAAGAUCCGUCAGAGUUUGACCAAGCUGAAGCAGGAGAUUGAGCAGAUGGAUGUUUGGAUGGGAGUGGUGGAGCACACGUUACUACAAGCCAAACUCAGAGAGAAAAACAACAUGACCAGAGACAUGCAUGCGACACACCUCUUAGAGCCCAACACACAGCCUUACUGAGUCUCACACUCUGGUGAUGUUGUAUGUGUUGGUUACAUUUUAUAUAAAUAUUUUGUUUAAAUAAGUUUUUAAGUGUAAAUAGCUAAAUAUCUAGUAUUGAACAAUAAAAUAAAUAUUCUUACUAUUAGAACUUUUGCUCUCAAAGUUUGUAGAAGUUUUAACUUACGUAACUGUCUC